Molecule: messenger RNA, 1322 nt
Organism: Helianthus annuus (common sunflower)
Lineage: Eukaryota; Viridiplantae; Streptophyta; Magnoliopsida; Asterales; Asteraceae
Product: heavy metal-associated isoprenylated plant protein 6
Exons: 4
Coding region: 87-1079 (330 amino acids)
Molecular function (GO): metal ion binding
Source: RefSeq, a predicted model, not a curated record
AAUAACUCUUUCAUCUUCAAACCUCAUUCAUCUUCAAACCGGUUUCUCAUAAUCAUCAUAAACAAUAAGUCAUAACUUAGACUUCAAUGGGUGCGAAGGAUGAUAAGAAAGACUCCGGAGACAACAAGGCUGAAAGCGGAUCAACCGCGGUUGUGUUAAAGAUCGAUUUGCAUUGCGACGGGUGCGCGAAAACGGUCAAAAGUUCCAUUCGACGCUUCAAAGGUGUGGAAACGGUGAAUGCGGAUAUCGCCGGAAACAAAUUAACGGUGACCGGAAAUGUGGACCCUGUGAGCGUUAAAGAGCGAAUCGAAAAGAAGACGCAUAAGAAGGUGGAGAUAGUCUCACCUCCGAUGAAAAAGGACGGUGGUGGCGGCGGCGGUGCUGAGAAGAAAGGUGAUGAUAAGCCGCCGGAGAAAAAGUCCGGAGACAUAAAGGCAGAUGUUAAAAAACCCAAAGAGGUUCAGUCAAGUACCGUUGUGUUGAAGAUUCCACUUCAUUGUGAAGGAUGCAUACACAAAAUUAAACGAACUAUUUCUAAGAUCAAAGGGGUAGAAUCGGCAAUACCAGAUGCUAGCAAAGAUUUAGUCUUGGUGAAAGGGACAAUGAACGUGAAUGAACUUGUACCAUACUUAAAAGAAAAAUUGAAAAGAGAUGUUCAAAUGGUUCUUCCCAAAAAGGAUGAGAAAAAAGAGGAGAAAAAAGAGGAGAAAAAGGAGGUGAAAGCCGACGGUGGUGAUAAGAAAGAGAAAGCCGGCGGUGGUGGUGGUGAUGGCGAGAAGAAGAAAGCCGAGGCGAAGGUGGUUGGCGGUGAUGGUGGUGGUAAAGAUGGAACUAGAAGCAUUGAGGUGGUCAACAAGCUAGAAUAUCAUGGACAAAGUCCAUACACAUACACAAUACCAACUUAUAACCAAAGUUAUUAUAACCAAGAUUACGGCGUCUUGCCUUUUGAACAUGGGUAUGUCAUGCAAUACUCGAACGGACCUCCACCCCCGCCUCCAACAUACUAUAACGAUUCUAGUGUGCCAGAUGCAGGGAUGUUCAGUGACGAAAACCCGAAUGCUGCUUGUUCGAUCAUGUGAAGUGAACUUGACAUGAUAAACAAUCUGAACCCUGAUCUUGUCAUCUAAUGAUCACUUAGUCACGUGGUUGAGGAAUUCGCUUAAUACAAAUAGAGAUAUAGUUUUUUUAACCGAUUAAAUUGAUUGUCUUAUAUUCGGCUAGCUAGUUUUAGUAAUUAAUUUCAUGAGUCUUAUUUGUUUAUAAGAAUUAACUGUAUAAUAGUUUUGUUCUAAAUAAUAAUAAGAUGAUUAAAUUUUCUAUUA